AUGUCAUCCAGUGAAAGUGACACUGCAAAAUCACAUGUGAAUACGGAGCCUCGAAGAUGUCGCAAGACGAGUACGACCCAAUCCGGGGUAGUAAACUCACCUGGUCAGAUGAGAAUACCACCGUUUUGGCCUGAAAAGCCGGCUAUAUGGUUUGCGCAGGUGGAAGGUCAGUUUGCAAUAAUGCACAUAACGGAUGACGCCACUAAAUUCUACCACGUGCUUUCAACUUUGGAUAGACAGUACGCAACUGAAGUCGAGGAUAUUCUCACCGGUCCAGCCGAUUACAAAAAACUGAAAGCGGAAUUAAUCAAACGACUGUCCGUGUCCCGGGAAAAUAAAGUGAAGCAGUUGCUUAUGCAUGAGGAACUUGGCAACCGUAAGCCAUCUCAAUUCCUGCGACACUUGCAGCACCUUGCAGGACCGAAUAUGCCUCCAAAUUUCCUCAAAACAAUCUGGACGAGUCGACUGCCGACGGCAAUGCAAUCCAUCGUCGCGUCCCAGCCAACGUUGCCCUUGGACGACCUUGCGGAGCUAGCUGAUCGGAUUAAUGAUAUAGCGACGCCGGUGCAACACGUUGCGGCAACCACGUCAUCUCCGAUUGACCAGUUAGUUCAACAGGUAGCUCAGCUGACUAAACAAGUAAGUGCAUUGACAAUGCAAGUGAACCGUGAACCACGAGAACGGCGACGCACGGAACGACGACGAGAGCGCUGUAGCCGUUCGUCAUCACAGCGCUCGCAGUCAAGCUACCGCCGGUAUCCAAUCUGCUGGUACCAUAAUAAACACGGAGGUAAGGCGCAGAAGUGCAUUAAGCCAUGUAAUUAUAGGUCGGAAAACGCCCCAGGCAGUCAGUGA
Messenger RNA from Leptidea sinapis, 855 nucleotides. RefSeq lists its product as uncharacterized. Lineage: Eukaryota; Metazoa; Arthropoda; Insecta; Lepidoptera; Pieridae. The transcript has a single exon. The record is from RefSeq and is a predicted model, not a curated record. The coding region runs from base 1 to 855 and encodes 284 amino acids.